GCGGUCACGUGAGCGGCGGCGGCGGCAGCGUCAGCUGAUCGCGGCGCGGCGGCGGCGAUGGACUUUCUGCUGGGGAACCCCUUCAGCUCCCCCGUGGGGCAGCGCAUCGAGAGAGCCACCGAUGGGUCCCUGCGGAGUGAGGACUGGGCUCUCAACAUGGAGAUCUGUGACAUCAUUAACGAGACUGAAGAAGGGCCCAAAGAUGCAUUCCGAGCCAUUAAGAAGAGAAUUGUAGGGAACAAGAACUUCCAUGAAGUUAUGCUGGCUUUGACGGUCCUGGAGACCUGCGUCAAGAACUGUGGCCAUCGUUUCCACGUCCUUGUGUCCAGCCAGGACUUUGUAGAAGGUGUCCUGGUGAGAACAAUCCUGCCAAAGAACAAUCCACCCGCCAUAGUGCAUGACAAGGUGCUGACCCUCAUCCAGUCCUGGGCGGACGCCUUCCGCAGCUCUCCAGACUUGACUGGUGUCGUUGCUGUCUAUGAAGACCUGAGACGGAAGGGUUUGGAGUUCCCCAUGACUGAUCUGGACAUGCUGUCACCUAUCCACACACCACAGAGGACUGUGUAUAGCUCCAACUCUCAAUCUGGACAGACCUCACCUGCAGUCAACUCCCCUCAGCAGAUGGAGUCCAUCCUCCACCCUGUCACCCUGCCCCCCGGGAGAGGCACAUCCAGCGACGCACCCAUCACACCCACACCCGAGCAGAUCGGGAAGCUGCGCAGUGAGCUGGAAGUGGUGAAUGGGAACACAAAGGUGAUGUCGGAGAUGUUAACAGAGCUGGUGCCAUCCCAGGCCGAGCCUUCUGACCUGGAGCUGCUGCAAGAGCUGAAUCGGACAUGCAGAGCCAUGCAGCAGCGAGUCCUGGAGCUGAUUCCCCGUGUCCUCCAUGAGCAACUCACUGAGGAGCUGCUCCUCAUCAAUGACAACCUCAAUAACGUGUUUCUGCGCCAUGAAAGGUUUGAGCGACUUCGGACAGGACAGCCUGUUAAGGCACCAAAUGAGGCAGAGAACAGCUUGAUUGACCUGGAACCCCAUACUCCUUCAGCACUGAAACAGCCUGAAGUCACCAGCAACCUUUCCUCUCAGCUGGCUGGAAUGAACCUGGGCUCAAGCAGUGUGAGUGCAGGGCUACACUCCCUCGACACUUCUGGCAAGCUGGAGGAAGACUUUGACAUGUUUGCCCUGACCCGUGGCAGCUCACUGGCUGAGCAGCGCAAAGGAGUAAAGUAUGAAGACCCCCAAGCCACCAAAGGCCUUGCUGGUGCCCUGGAUGCCCGGCAGCAGAACACGGGAGCGGGGGAGUCUGGUGCCUCUAGUGAUGGAGCCCAGCUGACAAAGUGGAUGAUGCGUCAAGGAAUGGUACCAGUUCCUCAAGCCAAUUUCAUGGAAGACAUAGAAAAAUGGCUCUCCACUGACGUGGGAGAAUCAGAGGAUCCAAAAGGUGUCACCAGUGAAGAGUUUGACAAAUUUCUGGAAGAGCGAGCGAAAGUUGCAGACCGCCUCCCCACUUUGUCCAGCUCCUCAGCAGGGACGUCCCUCUCCCCUCCUGCUGCCAGCCAUCAUCCAAAGCAAGCAAAGGAAGAUGAUGCCAUGUUUGCCUUGUGAAUGCUAAGGACUGGUGUGCUGUGGAGCAAGAGGCUGUGUGUGCUGUUUUGCUUGCCUCCAGCCAGGGGCCAGCAGAGGAAGGACUCUGUCCCCUUCCUCCAUUCUCUUCCUGUUUUACCUUUGAGUUGUUUUUAUUUUUAAGCUGCUUUCAGACUUCAGAUAAUCUUUGUUGUGUUUAGGGAUAUCAUACAGUAGACUUGUAAAGGGGGUUUCAAAGCUGCUAGAGAAUGUGGGAGUUCAGUGGGUUUUUCUUUUUAUGGUACAGAGUGGGCAAAGCAGAAGAAGCUCCCCCAUCCUACUCUCCAGUGAGGUAGUUAAGAGAUCUUGCCCAAGAAACAGGAGAGGCUGCAGUCUGCUACUGAAAUCAUUCCUGCCUGCCUCUUUCCUCACCCCUCCCCUAGAAUGUAUCUCCAGCCCUCUUCCUGCCAGUGUUAGACUGGAAAGCACGGGGAUGUGAAGCAUUACUGGUGGCCGAGGAGGAACACUAAUAAUGGUAGAGGGACCCUGUUGCUCUAACCUCUCUUGCACAAGUGCUUGUGGUAUGCAACACCUUCCCACUCACAACCCCUUCUCUUCCUCUUCCUCGCCUCCCUUUCCCCAUCAGUUUAUCCAGAAUCCUGCCCACAGCCCAGCUGUUUCCAUUGCACAGCAGCCAGUUGUCCAAGCCCUUGGCAGCACACAGGACUGCAAGCGGUACCCCAGGCUGAAGGGGCUCUCUCCCACGGGGCAGGAUGUGCCUUCAGCAAACUAUUUGCAGUUAAUUUAAUUCUCCAUUAUCCUACUUUUAUCCCAGUGCGGUUCUACCUCCCUCUCUCCCUUUCACUGAUGCCUUCCACCACGUUGUGCAGUGGUGUGGGGAGUCCCUCUGAGCCAGGCCAAUGCUACAGACUCCCUUGGGAUGGCUGUGUGUGCCAGGGUCACAGAGCUGCCUCCCCCUAAAGCAGGAGGCCCUUCCAUCAGCACUGUUACACCACUGGGAAUGUGCUGUUGCUGCAGAAGCUUGUUCAGCUAGUGAGCACAGAGGGGAAGUGAGACAUCAGUCAUCUCAUGUCAGUAGAACAGCCCUGCAGCAGCCAGAAGUUCAUCUGCACAUGGGGAGAAAAACCCUUCAGAGCAAACUGCACAUGCUGCCCCCUUGUAAAUGAAAGGCAGGGAGGAGGGUGCCAAGCUCAGGGCUCCUGCUCGUGGGAUUUCUUGUUGAGCGUGGGAGAGUUGUCUUUUUUUACUGCACAUUAAAGGAGCAAAGACUUGAGCCUCCCUUGAAUGCACAGUGUGUACUGUCAGUGCUGCUGUGGGGAGGGGAGGCUGCUGUGGGGAGAAGAGGGAUGAAACCAUGCAGCCACAUUUGCUUUCUAUGAAAAGGCAAGGGCACUGGUGCUGAGAGGAGAACAGCAUGGGGGCUGAGGGUGCUUCCUGCUUUUUACUACAGUCUUGUGGAGAGGUGAUUACAGGCUGUCUCAAAAUAGCAAGAGGGUGAGCUAGCUCCUCUCCUUUCCCUCUGUGUCUUGUGACCACAUCUGAAUACCCACCUUGCAGCCCAUAAGUCACUUAUAAAGACAUGCAAGAAAUACAUUUGCUACUAAAAGGCCCUCUGGUAUCCACAGGACAUCCUCAGUUGUCCCUAUACCACCUCUCCAGUGUCAUCCUCAGUUGUUCCUAUACCACCUCUCCAGUGUCCAGCUGAGUGGGAGCUGUGGGAGGGAUCCUUUAAAGGAAGCUGAGUGGAUUUGAAAAUGUCAUCUGAAAAAAGGCAAAAGGGCUGAACUUCCCCUGCUGGAGCACAUGCAGGAGAGGAAGCAAGAGCAGGGUCAUGAUGGAACACAGGCUGGUUCUGUAAGUGUGGGGCCAGAAGGACCUCCAGAACACGCAAGGCCAAGCCCCUUGGCCAGUUCCUGGCCUUGGGCUGCCUGCCUCAGCUGGGAAGGAAGGACUCCUGGUGCCCCGUCAGCAUUUGUGCACCGUACCAGCCUGUUCACACUGGUGAUGCUUUAACACUGGUUCAUGCCUCUCAGUGCCUCCAGCUCCCUCAGAGCACUCCCUGCAAAUUCCCUGAAAGGAGAAACAAAGACAUCCUGAGUGAAUGAAUAUCCUGAGUAUGGGGAGUUCCAACUCCUCCUUACUGCUUCUGGGAGGCCCUGAGCCCAGGUCAGGACAAAGACCCCAUCUUCACCCUCACCUUGUUUUUAAUUCCCCAAGCAGCCAGCACAGGACCUGGCAAAGGCAAGAGGGAGCUGUCCCCAAGGAAGACUUGAGUGCAGCAGAAAAGGGUUGCUGCUAUUUUUGUCAAGGGACAAACAGAUGGAAAGCAUUUUUGGUGUCUGCCAAGUGAGGUCAGUUAGAAUCGAUGGCCAACAGGUGAAAAUUCAGAGCUGCUGCUUGUGGCUCCUGGGGUGAGCCUGUCACCUCUCGACCAUGCAGCCAGCCAUGGUCACAGUGCUUUCCACUGAGAUUUAUCCAACAGUGACAAGGUAGCUCUUUUUCAAGGAUGAAGGCAUGGAAAGAUUCCAAAUUAUACUGUCAUACUUGUUAUAGAUUAUACCAGUAAUAGCUUGAAUAAUUUUGCAAGGUUUCUUUUGAGAAGGAACUUGGGGAAAAAACCCAAAAACCUACUAGUUCUGCAAGGGUUCAUUUUAAUUAGAGGCUGGCCACUUCUCAUUGGCAAAAACUGCUUCAUGAUUACGAAAAAGAAAAAAAAAUGACAGCACUCUAAGGAAUUCUUUUAAAUGCCUUUCCCUUUUAAAGUUUUCUGAUGUUGUUUUAGAAAGAACAGCGCUGCUCGCUCUGACCACCAGAUGGCUGUGGUCCCUCGCACACCCAGCCCGGGCUUCCCGAUUACAGAGAACAGCCCCUCCCUUGGCAGUGACCUGCUUAAGGCCCUGCCACCUCCGGCGACAGAAACAAAACAAAGUUUUUCCGUAGUCUAAUAUUAUGCUGCAGCCAUCAGCCCUGUGCGGCCCCGCAGAGCGACCACUGCAGAACGUGGAUUCAUCCACACGUUGUGACUGAACGGAGGAUGGGAAGGGGUGUUUGUGCUCUGCCUAGGCAUCCAUUAAUAACCGCUCUGGGAACAGGAUCCUGACCUGGACAGAUAUUUUGCAUGACCCAGAACAGCUGUUGCUAUGCCAGAUGAAGAAAGAUAUAACUUCCUUGUACUGGGUCAGAGUUGCUUGACAUCUCUAAAAACUAAAUAUACACUAAAGUUAAUGAGAAUUUCCAUGAUGUUUGGGUAGCAUGAUAUUGGGCACGCCAGCAUCACAUUCAUACAGGCGAAAAAUUACAUGUUUCUCUUUUACCCCUCCAAAUAGUACAUGAUUUUUUUUUUUUUAAGGGGGAUAACAAAAAUAUGUCCUGAUUUCCCACAGCAUUGUCUCACAAAGUCAGCAUAGAAGUGUCCCAAGCCAGUUCACUGGGAAGGCUGUUCUCCAUUUCACAGGACUUUCACGUUGCUUUGCCGUGUCAAAACUUCCUCAAAGCUUAUUCUGAAUAACAAAAUCUCCCUCCCUUCACAAAAUAAGAAUAAAGCCACUUCCGCUUUCCUUUA
Messenger RNA from Zonotrichia albicollis (white-throated sparrow), 5146 nucleotides. It is a transcript of the gene TOM1, whose product is annotated as target of myb1 membrane trafficking protein. The record is from RefSeq and is a predicted model, not a curated record. Lineage: Eukaryota; Metazoa; Chordata; Aves; Passeriformes; Passerellidae. Gene Ontology annotation, biological process: signal transduction. Gene Ontology annotation, molecular function: phosphatidylinositol binding; ubiquitin binding; clathrin binding. Gene Ontology annotation, cellular component: endosome; membrane.